UUUCAGAAACCACCAAUCACAAUUAAAGGACUACUGAAAUCUUCUCCUCCUCCCAACCUCCUCCUCUCUGCUCCAUCACACAACUGCAGCUGCAUCACCAAAAAACGACGAUGUCCUCCACUUCAUAACAUGUUUCUUCAUUCGCCUGCUCUUCUCAUCUGGCUCUUUCUGUUCUGCUUGGCUGGUCCACAAGCGGUACGCACCGAGCCGUACAAUUCGACUUCUUCUUCAUCUUCUCCCACUGCUAAUGACGUCACAUCAUCAGAUUUGUUGCUCUUAGCUUCCGAAGAAACGCCGACGCGGGCGCCUAAACCGGUCACCAAACAGGGAAAAAAGAAUGUGGUGAAAGUGAAAAAAGGUGGAAAUGGGACAGUCGAUGAUUCGCCAUGGGUUACGGAUUGCUCCGAGCCACUGAACAAGGACAUUUCAUGCUCUGUUAAUAUUAUCGGUUGCUCGGACAACGUGUUCAAAUACGUAGACGCCGGUCAGGAGCCGCCUCGAGCCCAUGACGUCAGAAUCGCGCCGACGACAAAAGUGAUGGGCGCAAACCGAAUUGACAAGAGGAAACAUCGGUUGCAUGUCGACGUGUCAUGGCAGAUACCUCAAUUAGAAGCAUCGACACAUUUGAAGGCAUUCAAAUUGAUUGUCAAUGGUCCUGAUGGAAAGAAUACUUGUUUCGUGUUUAAUGUCACGCAAACGCAUGUUGAUGAUGAGGGUAUUUCGCCUCGUUACCGUUUCUCUUCAAACACGUUGUUCGACUUUGGUCACAACUACACAGUAACCAUUGUGAGUCUCCCAAUGUCUCGGAAACGUGCUCCGAAGGUGUCAGCCACGAGCUUAAUGCCUGAUGAUCCGGAUGCGGCGCCGGUGAAAAUUGUCAAGACCAACGAACAAAUGUGUGAGGGGAAAUCGAAUCCACAAGCUUCAAAAUGGGCAGCCAGCUUCCGGAAAAUCUUCCUUUUCAGUGCGAUUAGGCUGAUUCAAAUCGAGUUUUUGGCGGCGCCACCGCAAUAUUGUUUUGAGGAAUAUGAGGUGCGCCUUCUCGAUAGCUCUGGAAUUGUGAUGCUCCAGUCAGCCAUAAUCACAAAAGACGAGCUCAGAACUGAAAUAAUCAAUGGUCGACCGGUCCAAUUUGGAGAAUUCAACUUCACCGACAUUGAGCUCGACACGGAUUUAAUUCCAUCAGUGAUACCAAUUGAAAGUGCUCACGACGGAAGAUGCCUAUGUGUCACUGAGAAUGGUUGCAGCUGUUUGGCAGCUGAUUGGAAACCAGUCAAAUUAACAAGAAUUGAAAAGCCUCCAGCUACUUCUAAUCAAACAGAGGAAAGUGAUGGAAAAGCAGAGAAGGAUAAGAAGGAAGAUACUACAUGGACUUGGCACACCUACGCAAUCACCGGCGGCGCCAUCAUUGCAAUUCUGUUCAUUCUCUCAGUUUGUGCUGGCUUAAAAUGCUACAAAAAGUUUAACAACAAGAAAAAAGCAUCGAAUAUUCACUUACUCAAUGAGAAUCCCGCAUUUUCACAUUCCGGAUCAAUUCCUUUGAUUUUGAAGCAAUCCAUAUCAGUUCUGAUCGUAUAUAGUCAUGACUCUGCUCAACAUGAAGCUGCAGUUUUGGCGUUUGCAGAGCUUUUGAGAGAUGUUUUCAACUUGAAUGUUCACUUAGACGUCUGGGAUGAGGAUGAUAUCGAGGAAAAUCGUGCGGAAUACAUCAAUUCAAGUAUAGUCCGGGCGAAUAAAGUGAUUAUAAUCAAUUCAAUUGGUGCCUACUUCCGAACUGUCUUCCGUCAUCAAAGAGAACCUGCAAUCGAAAGAAUUACAACCGGAAGGAACGACGUGAUUUUCGAUAUGCAGUGUGAAUUGGCGUUACAACACCCUUGCGUGAUAUCCUGCCACUUCAGCUACACCAAUCCGAAAUACGUGUUCUUCCCAAUCAAUCGUCUCCUACAGUACUCUAUACCAAAUAGUUUAAUGACAAUGACAACUGCAUUGACUGAACAACCUGCAAGACCCGAGCAACUUGCUGGUUUUAAUCAAGUAUUUGCACGGUUACAAGCAGCAAUUUCAAGGAAAUUGAAUUACAUUGAAAGUGAUCCACAAUGGUUUGAGAAUACUCAUCAUAGAGUUGCCACGCGUAGAGUUAGUGAGUUGGAAGCUCAUAAUAUUGUGCCAUUGCCACCAAGUUUGGAAGUAAAAGUUGAAGAUGAGGAUGCCUUCGGUCAAAUGGAAACUUUGCCGAUUGACGAACUCAAGGAGAAGUUUGCUGCAAAGAGAGAUCUUGAAGUGGAAGUUCUGGACUCUGAAGACGUUAAGCUUCUGGAAGACGUUAAAUGUGCUCCGGGACCAAUUCAUGUGGAGCCAACGGAACCUGAAGUUUUGGAACCUGCUGAAGAACCCAUGGAAGAAGCUGAAGAAGAUGAGGAAGAUGAAGAUGACGUGGAUUCAGUUGAAGGACAGACUGCUCGAAUCGAGGAGUUACAGAGAUUGAUAGUUCACAAGGAUAUGAAUCAUGACUCGGGAAAUUUGGAUUCAGCAUAUGUCAGUGGAUCCGACUUUUCGGCGGAUAUACAUAAUGAAAUUCUGGACAAACCUCGGCUAAAUGCAGAAAUGGAUCUACGGAAAGCGAAUCGAGAAGACUCUGCGUUCCAUGAUGAAGUCAUUGGUAUACACUGAUCUGUAUUAUUUUCUAUAUUUCUCUAAUUCCCUCUACAAAUGUGUUUUUCCCUUCUCCCAAGAUCUCCCCCUUUGAAUUGAGCCGGGUUGAUGAUGCUUCUCAAUGGAAUCUGUAUUCAAAAAAAUAUGAUUGACGAGAAUCCAAAAUUUAAUGUUUAAUUUAUAGUGUUCACGGGUUCAAACUUCUUUUUUUUCUUUUCGUGACUUUUUCGUUUGUAGAUUAAUGUCCCUUAAUUUUUUUUUGGGACAUUUUUGCUCCCCGGUGCAGUGUAAUUUGAAACAUAUUCAAUGUAAUUUUAAAUAAAUGUUAUAUAUUUUUAAAU
This is a messenger RNA of Caenorhabditis elegans, 2993 nucleotides long. RefSeq names its product Interleukin cytokine receptor-related protein 1 (gene ilcr-1). Gene Ontology annotation, molecular function: interleukin-17 receptor activity. Gene Ontology annotation, cellular component: plasma membrane. The record is from RefSeq and is marked reviewed. Bases 130 to 2670 code for a protein of 846 amino acids. The transcript has 11 exons. Lineage: Eukaryota; Metazoa; Nematoda; Chromadorea; Rhabditida; Rhabditidae.